AUGGUCAGCUACUAUGAUGAGCUAGAGAUAGAGGACUUUGCCUGGGAUGCGGUAGCACGCGUCUAUCACUAUCCCUGCCCAUGCGGCGACCGGUUCGAAAUCACCAAGUCGCAGCUGCGCAACGGCGAGGAGAUUGCUACCUGUCCGAGCUGCAGCUUGAUUGUACGGGUCAUCUAUGACUAUCUUGACUAUGAGGACUAUGCUACAACCGACGAUGAGGCUACC
This is a messenger RNA of Dioszegia hungarica, 225 nucleotides long. RefSeq lists its product as uncharacterized. The annotation marks the transcript as partial. The transcript has 2 exons. Gene Ontology annotation, biological process: protein histidyl modification to diphthamide. The record is from RefSeq and is a predicted model, not a curated record. Gene Ontology annotation, molecular function: metal ion binding. Lineage: Eukaryota; Fungi; Basidiomycota; Tremellomycetes; Tremellales; Bulleribasidiaceae.